AGAACUCCCCAGCAUCGGCUGCUCUGUGUGAUCACGUUGAUACCGCUACUCCGCGACUACUUGGAACUUCUCUAUAUCACGUUGACUAGGUACAACCAUGGCCCAUUUGAGACGCGUCAAUUUGGAUAAAUUAAUUCGUCAUGCCCUUUACGUGCAGAACAGGAGAUUAGAAAGAGUUGCUGUGACGAAUCUACAGCGGUAUGUUGCUGGUCAGCAGUCAUUAUGUGCACCUCUAUACCAGCAAUAUCAUACAUCACAGUGCAGGUUGCAAGAAGCUGUGCAGGCAGAAGAUAGUAAGACCUUUGAAUUUCAAGCAGAAACAAGAAUGCUUCUUGACAUAGUUGCAAAAUCCUUGUAUUCAGAAAAGGAAGUUUUUAUUAGGGAAUUGAUAUCAAAUGCAUCGGAUGCAAUUGAAAAGGCACGGUACUUGGCUCUCCAAGGACAUGCUUUAGACUCCUCUGAAGCUACUAUGAAGAUUCAUAUCACUACAGAUAAGUAUGACAAGACACUAACAAUACAGGACUCAGGAAUUGGAAUGACGAAAGAAGAGCUAAUUGAAAAUUUGGGAACAAUUGCCAGAUCAGGGUCAAAGGCAUUUAUCAAGCAGAUACAGGAAGGUGGUGGUGGAGAUCCACAGAAUAUAAUUGGUCAGUUUGGUGUCGGAUUUUACUCUGCAUUCAUGGUGGCUGACAAGGUUGAAGUUUAUACAAAAUCCAGAUUGCCUGGAAGUGUUGGCUAUCACUGGUCAUCAGAUGGAUGUGGUAAAUAUACAGUUGAAGAGGUAGCGGAUGUUGAACCUGGUACAAAAAUAAUCUGCCACCUUAAAGUAAAUAACAGAGAAUUUGCAGAUGACCAGACUGUGAAAGAUGUUAUUAAAAGAUACAGCAGUUUUGUUGGAUCACCCAUUGAAGUUAAUGGUGAGCAAACUAAUAACAUUCAGCCUCUGUGGCUCAUGGACCCAAAGGAAGUUUCUCCUGAGCAACAUGAUGAAUUCUACCGAUAUGUUGGCUCAUCAUUUGACAAGCCAAGAUUCACUCUUCAUUAUCGCACGGACGCACCCAUUGAUCUAAGAUGUGUGCUCUAUGUACCUGAGGGCAAACCAGGUUUGUUUGACUUGAACCGAGAGGGUCAGAGUAGUGUGGCACUCUAUUGCCGCAGGGUAUUGAUAAUGAACAAGGCUGACAAUGUGGUCCCCAAGUGGCUAAGAUUCAUGAAGGGUGUUGUGGACAGUGAAGAUAUUCCUCUUAACUUGAGCAGAGAACUACUUCAAGAUUCUGCCCUCAUUCGCAAGUUGCGAACUGUUAUACAAAACAGAACCAUCCGGUUUCUGUAUGACAAGUUACGAAAAGAUGGGGAAAACUUCCAGAAAUUCUUUGGUGAUUAUGGUAUUUUUAUAAAGGAAGGUAUUCUCUCUUCUCAGGAGCAAGUUGAAAGAGAAGAAAUUGCAAAGCUUGUCUUAUAUGACUCUUCAGCAACCCCUGUUGGAGGGAAAACAACCUUGCCUGAAUAUGUAGGGCGCAUGGCAGCUGAUCAGAAGGAGAUUUAUUAUCUUGCUGCUCCAUCCAGAGAAUUAGCAGAAACAUCGCCAUACUUUGAAUCAUUAAAGAAAAGAAAUGUUGAAGUGCUCUUUUGCUAUGAGCCUUAUGAUGAGGUAGUACUCAUGCAGCUUCGUGAGUUUAAUGGUAAAUCAAUAUUGUCUGUGGAAAAGGAAAUGCGUCAGGAUAAAGAAGCUGUGGACUAUGAUGGAGCUGAGAGUGGACUUCGUCGAUCUGAAGCCAACGAGUUAAUGGAAUGGAUGAAGACAGUCUUGACAGGCAGGUGCUGGGGUGUCAAAGCAACCUCAAGACUUGAAACACAUCCUUGUGUUGUCACAGUGGAGGAAAUGGGAGCUGCUAGACAUUUUGUUAGAACACAGUUCACACAGAUUCCAGAGGAAGCACGAUAUUCUCUUCUACAGCCGCAGUUAGAAAUUAACCCAAGUCACCCGAUCAUUAUGAAGCUGAACAGUUUGCGAGAAAACAACCCACGUUUAGGAGAACUCCUUACCAAACAGUUAUUCAACAAUGCGAUGGUUAUGGCUGGUCUGGUAGAGGAUCCUCGAACUGCUUUGUCAUCAAUUAAUGAACUCCUUCAGUUAGCAUUAGAAAAUCAUUAGUAAGAUAUGGUAAGUUUUAUAUAUAAUGCCCUUGUAGUUUUGUGCAAAACAUUUAUAAUUUUAUAUUAAUUUCUGGACAUUCUGUUUUUUUAUGAAAUUACUCAGUGCACUGGAAAAGUAUAAUUUAAUUUCAUUUGUUAAAUGUAUAUAUAUAUGUAUUAUAUCUAAUUUAGUUUGUGUAGUCAUCUCUUUUUAAUAUGUCAGCUGCUAAACGUGGCAGGUACAGUAUGUACACAAAACUUAUUGAAUAGGUAUUGUCCAAAUGAUACUUUGUUGAAAAAAUUUAUUUGGGUAAUGAACUUACUGUAUAUAUGAAAUAAAUGCUGUAUAUAAAUGGUGGCAUUAUAUAAAAUGCAUCAAUUGUUAAACUGUAAAGCUGAUGUGAUGUAGGUAAGACUAGUUUAAAUCUCAAGAUGCUGAAUUCCAAUAAAAUUGUUGCACUGUA
Molecule: messenger RNA, 2600 nt
Organism: Macrobrachium nipponense
Lineage: Eukaryota; Metazoa; Arthropoda; Malacostraca; Decapoda; Palaemonidae
Gene: Trap1
Product: heat shock protein 75 kDa, mitochondrial-like
Exons: 13
Coding region: 98-2155 (685 amino acids)
Biological process (GO): protein folding
Cellular component (GO): mitochondrial inner membrane
Molecular function (GO): ATP hydrolysis activity; ATP binding; protein kinase binding
Source: RefSeq, a predicted model, not a curated record